Ostrea edulis (European flat oyster) is the source of this 3765-nucleotide messenger RNA. RefSeq lists its product as uncharacterized. Lineage: Eukaryota; Metazoa; Mollusca; Bivalvia; Ostreida; Ostreidae. The transcript has 4 exons. The record is from RefSeq and is a predicted model, not a curated record. Bases 70 to 1170 code for a protein of 366 amino acids.
GACGCAUGACAAAGAUAGAGAUAUCAUCAAACUUCAACCACAAACCUGAUUAAAUGGUACACGGAUUAAAUGUCCCCGUUCCAUAGUUUUAAUUGGUAUCAAAUAAUUAUAAUCUGCGGUAAUUUACGGGUGUGUGUGUGUUUUAUUAUGGGUCCUCAGCGAUCAUGUAAAUGGAGAGGAUUUAUUAUCUUGUGUGUGGUUCACCUAUUACUUGUAGAGAUAGAAGCAUCUACAAACAACACGACAGAGAACCCUGAGGAUGACACAACAGUGGAAGAGGAGACCACCACCACAGCAACAACAACAGCGCCAACAACAAUAACAACAACGGUGGAAGAUGAAACAACCGAGGAAGAAUCCACCACCUCCGCUGCUACAACAGCAGAAACAACAACGGCAGCAACAACAGCAACAGCAACAACAGCAACAGCAACAACAACAGUGGAAGAUGAGACAACUGUGGAAGAAGAGACAAUAGCAGCUACCUCAGCUGCUUCUGAUGUCACAACAGGGGUCAUUGAAACCGCCACAAGCUCCUCUGUAAGCAAUGAAACAACGACAGACGAUGACACGACCACUACAGAUGACGUCACAGUAGGUGGAGUGGAAAGUUCAUCAAGUGAAAGCUCCACCACGGAGCAGUCAACCACAGACGAUGAUGAUUCAUCAGAAAGUACGGUAGAAAUAACCAGUGACGCUAUUUCCUCCACGGAAAUGAGCACUGAUGACGUAACUACGGAUGACGUAACCACAGCUAUGGAAACUACCACAGAUUUUAUGCCUCUAGACGACGACAACAAUGCGAGUAUUGUCAUUGCCGUCAUAGCCGGGGUGAUUUGCGUCACAGCUGUCGCUGGAACAGUAGGGAUACUAUACAAGACAAUGACACAUAUAAAGGUCGAAGAUGCAGAAUACGAUUCAGAAUACGACCCGGAGGAUCACAGCGGCAUUAAGACAAAUCCAUUUGAUGAGAACGGAAUGAUUCUGUGGUAUGAGAAUACACAAGUCCCUCCUUUCGUGACUGAACUUACUAUAGUCAAAAAACCUAUAGAGGAUGUACCGGAACCGGAAAUUCCAAAACAAAACAAAACCAAAACGCAGCAUAAAAGGACCAAAAAGAGACCAAAAAGAAAGAAGCCUAGAAGAAAGCUAAUCUCCCUAUACGAUUGAUCGAGUUUCUCGUCGAAGUGUUGCAAUAAUUAGAUGCAUAUCAGUCAUAUCCUAGAAGCAUCUGCCUGUAGAUAGGUUAUUACGUUUCGGUACAUCAUGUAAUCUGCAUUACUUCCUGUGUCAGGGUGACAACAGUGACACGCUUACUCCUCCUAGGCACCUGAUCCCACCUCUGGUGUGUCCAGGGGUCCGUGUUAGCCCAACUAUCUAUUUUGUAUUGCUUAUAGGAGUUAUGAGAUUGAUCACUGUUCGUUAUCCUCGCCUUUUAUGUAAAUUAUACCUUCAAAAUAUAAUUGUAAGAAUAUAAAAAUGAAUGCUCAUAAACCUGUAACAAUAUGAAGUUCACCUCUCUUGUUGAAGGGCAAUACAAUGCGUCUUAUUUGCUAGUUACAUUGUAGAAUUUUUUUUAUGUUGCGCCAGUACUUACAUCAUGUACAUAUCGUGGAAUGGCCGCAAGAACAUGAAUUGUAGAGUAGACUGUUGAUGUCUAGCUUUUCAGAGUUUGAAUCAACUAAAAAUAGAACUAUGGUGGUCUGAAACUUAAUUUUCCUGGGACUCCAUCAUAUAAAUAUGAAAGGCUUUCUAUCAAUUAAAUCAGGGAAAUACAUAUCCAUUAAACCAAUCAUUUAUAACCGUUAUAAAAUAUUCACUAGUAACACCCAAAUUAGAUAACCUGUGAAUUACGUGAUCGUUUUAAGAGAUGACGCUAUUUGUUAUGUAUGGUCACUGUACUGAAUAGAUUGUGAAUUUUCUUUCUUUCAAUGUGCUCAUUUUGCAGAAGAAAGAGGUAUGGGUAUCUUGUUUGAGUCUUAUCAAUGAAAAUGCAACAGUUAAUACGAGUUCCUAGACAGUUAUUUCUAUAAUGCAAUGGAAAUCUUAUUUUUAAAGACAAUGGAAAUUUUCAGUCUGUUUGAAGAUCUAUACAAUUUAGAAAGCAAAAGAUUUUGAAACAAGCAUUUAUUCAAGACUUCUACUUCAUUUUUGAAAAUACUUGAAGGUAGGAACUGUGACGCUCCAAGCCAGAUGUAUUCUUUAUAAAAAUAUAUAUUUGAAUUGCAUAUACUAUAAACCGUACAGAAUUAGCAUGCACAUAUUUCAGGGAGAUGUAGGUGCUACCCAAUCCUAAAAACCCAAAGAUGACCCGCAUGAACAAAAUCAAAGGAAAUAUAUAACUUGUCAUGCGCAAUGUACAUGUAUGAGACGAGGAAUAACUUAGUUUCAGUAAAAGUUUAAUUUUUUUUUAAAUAGCACUUCCUUUUGCAACAAAAUAAUACGAAAUCCUGUUAGGAUGGUUUCAAACAGAAUACAUGUAUGUUUUGAAGGCGUAUUAACACAAUAGUGAUGCGUAAUAACAUGACAGAACAGCGUAAGGAUACAAAAGAAAGGCGUAAUCGUGUGAAUAAAGGCGCAGUCACGCAAAUGAAAAAAAAAAUUAGUGAAAAUAGAAUUUUAUUAAUAAAUGCUGCAUUAAAAUAAAUAUUCAAGAAAGGAUGACGGUGUUACUUAAAUAAUUUUAACAACUAGCGGAUUGUAAUGACAUUUCAAGCACGCCGUUAACGUUGAUAUGCACGGAUAUGCAAUGCACAUCGAAAUUGAAGCUGUUUACUGAAAAUAUAUAUAAUGCAAUAUUUGAUACAUUAUUAUGUAUGACUAGUUAGUAAAUAUACCAUAUAGAUAAAUAAAAAACGAGAAGACGAAAAACAAAUCAUUGAAAAAAAACCUGGAUUCACUUUCUGCAUUGAAUUGCCCUGUUCAUAUCGAAUUAAAACUAAAUGCCCUACUGAGCACACAAUUUCAAAAAUACAUAUAAAUAUACAAGUCGCAGAUAUGAUACAAUGCAACAGCGCAGGUAAACGAGAAACGGUUCAGAAUCGUUAUGUAAAAGUACUAUAUUUUGAUUAUACGUGUUAUCAUCACAGCCUGACAUGAAUAAACAAUCUGCAUUAAAUUUCAAUAGCUCUUUACAGUUCUAUAAAUAAACUGUUAUAUUAGGAAGAUUACAUUGUGACUUUGUUAAUCUAUAAACAUUUAUAUUGAAAAAUAUAUGUUUUGCUAUUUUGUUUGUGAACAAACUGGACAAAUGGAUCGAUGCAUCAACUACUGUGAAAAUUGCGAUCCAUCCUUCCAAUAAUUUUUCUCUGGCCGUAAAACAUGUCUGAUUUGUGUGGAGAAUCAAUCUGUCACAGUGACCCUUAUAAUAGUACCAUGUAUGAAUAUAUCAUAAAUUACUAACUAUAGGAAAGUUGAGCUCCUAUAUUCAGCAGCAUUAACUCCAUCAACAUCGCGUAAUUCUAAUCAACUGAAAUCACCAGUUAAUUGGUCUUUCAUACAAGUUUGUCAUGAAGUUCCGCAAACUCUAAUGUACAGUUCUGCAAACUUUCACGUAUAGCUUUUGUCCUGAUGUUCUGAAAACUUUGAUGUACAGUUCUACAAAAUUUCAUGUACAGCUUUGUCCUGAUGUUCUGAAAACUUUCAAGUACAGAUUUGUCCUGAAGUUCUGUAAACUUUGAUGUACAUUUUUGUCUUGAUGUUCUGAAAACUUUCAUGUACAGGUUUGUCCUGAGGUUCUGCAAACGUUGACGCUCCAUGGAUGAC